UCGAUCUCUCUAAUCGAUCGACACGUAGAGCUUUUCGUUGCCACUUACCGUAUGAAGGAGUGUGAACGUUACCCAAGGUGGCAUGUAAGCUCUGUCCUACAAUUUCCCCAGGAGGGCUCUCGUCAAUCCAAGGAUGGCGAGAACUUGGCGGAGCUGAUCAAGGUGGGACUCGAAGGUGGGGCUAAAAACAAGGAUGUCGUCGAGGUAGAUCACGACACAGACUUCGAGGAGGUUGUGAAAGAUGUGGUUCAUGGUGGAUUGGAAUGUGGCGGGGGCGUUGGUGAGACCGAAAGGCAUUACGAGAAACUCGUAGUGCCCAAAGUGGGAGCGGAAGGCGGUUUUGUGGUUAUCCUCCUCGCGGAUGCGGAUCUGGUGGAAGCGACUGCGGAGGUCGAUCUUGGUGAAGUAUUUGGCUCCAUAGAGGCGAUCAAGAAGUUCGGAUAUCCUGGGAAGCGGAUACUUGUUCUUGAUCGUGAUCCGGUUCAAGGUGUGGUAGUCCGUGCACAUGCGGAGUUCCGAGGUGUCGUUCUUCUUGACGAAGAAACAGCUGGUGCUGAAGGGGGAGGAGCUAGGCUUAAUGAAUCCUUUUUCAAGGAGUUCAUUGAGUUGGCGCUUCAUUUCUUUGGCCUCGGGGACAGAGAGCUGGUAUGGGGGGCUGCAAGGGGGGGAGUGGCCGGGCUCGAGAUCGAUGGUGUGGGAAACACCUCGGUGGGGAGGUAGUCCGGCGGGCAAGGAUUCGGGAAACACGUCUUUGAAUUUGGAUAGGAGGGCGGAGAUCU
Messenger RNA from Chara braunii, 779 nucleotides. The record is from the annotation of a GenBank genome assembly. NCBI's taxonomy places the organism in Eukaryota, Viridiplantae, Streptophyta, Charophyceae, Charales, Characeae.